AUAAGCUUACCCCUCACAAUGACAGACAAAACAGGCUCGACAGUGCAAGGCAGGUCGAUGAGCAGCUUUACCUCCUGGGGGUCCUGGAUAUGGGCAGUUCUACCAGUCAGGCUGCCGAGCCAAGAAGCGAAGUCCAAGCGAGGAUUCAGCGGGUGAUUUUGCUGGGUUCCUGCACAGAGCUGAAACGCCAUUUUGCUGAUAGACCCGCAGCACACCGUGACAUCGCCACGCCGAACGAAAGACCGACGGCCACGACGAAGGUAUCCCCAUAUAAUGAAGGCCGAACAGCGAUUGAUUCUUCUCCAACCCUGCUACAACCCCUCCAUCGUCAUGUACAUCCCCGGCACCGGACCUUCAGCUGACCUCAAGACCAUCCGCAUCUCCUGUGCGCCCAUCAGCACGCCCCAUGUUCCAUCCGGUACGACCGAGAUCCCUCUCGGCGAUAACAGUUUGACGGCAUACCUCACUGUCUCAUCCGUCCUGGCUUUCGAUGGAGCUCUCGACGAGAGUAAACUGGUGAAAGCUAUCACUUUGCUUUCGGGGGCGUGGCCGACCUUGGCUGGUCGUUUCAAGAGCGUUGGCGAAGGUGCCGAUACCAAGUUCAGCAUCGAACUCACGUCCUCCCCUGUCCCCUUUGAGACACAGAGCAUAGAGCGCGACCAGACAUUCCCCGACAAGCUCGUCAUCCAGCCAACUAUAAACCCCUACAUACCUCCCCUCGAUCCGAGCGUUCGUUUCCCCAAUACCGACAACCAUCUCUUCUCCGUUCGCCUCACCACGCUUCUCCCUUCCAACAAGUCGGUCCUGGGUGUCCAGGUAUCCCAUCUGGGAAUGGACGGGACGAUGGGCCGAUACCUCGUCAAGCUCCUGGACGCUCUGUACACCCACGGAGAAGCUGCUCUGCAAAGUACGGAUCCCGCGGUUGUCAUCCCGACGUUCUUCCCUGGUGGCGUGGUCCUCUUCCUGCCUAUGAUGCUUCGACGGACGGCCUGGCAUCCGCUAUCCCUUGGAAGGCCUUUCCAGAAGCUAUCAACAGCUACAUUGCCGAUUCCAUGACCUCUUCCAGGGUCGCCUUGCAGUUCACCAAGUCCGAGCUGCAGGUACUCAGAGACCAAUAUACCAGCUCGAGUCCGGGGUCAAGCUCUCGACCCAAGAUGCCAUCUCCGCUUGGUGGGCGACCCUGUUGAACAAGGUCGGUGUGGAUGUAAAGUCUCUCGUAUACGUCCUUGAUUAUCGCAAGUGGUGUAUCGGUCAUCCCUCCUUCCCUCCCAACCUUCCCACUCUAGCUGCUGUUAUAUUUCAAAUAUAUCCCAUCGACAUCUCCGCCGCUUCCACCCCAGGACAAGUCGCCAAGACCAUCCGAGAGCACAUAUCUACGCUCCGGGCGUCCGAGAAGGACGAAGCGCUUCACUGGCUGUCUCACGCGUUUCACCACAUGCACCCGUUGACCGUCAACGACCAAGCUGCAGUAUUUGGAGGUGAUGAGCAGUUUAUGGCGGAUCAUAACUUUGCUGUCGUCAACUCCAACAUCCGUAUUGACUGGACCUUUUCCUUCGGAUUCAAAGAGCAUCAAGUCUCUUACCACUCCGAGUUCACUUGUUCUCGCUUCCUUCGUGUGUUCCAAGCCAAUCUUGACGAAGGGGAGGGGAAGGGAGACAAGAUUGAGGUGUACUUCCAUGUGCCAAACAACCAGGCUGAAAAUGCGAAAGAGAUUAUUCAAAGUGAUAGGGAGCAAUGGGCCGUUGCUUUGGGAGCGUCUGUAUAAGGUCGUGGUCGGGUAAAUGCAUAUUCUGGAACCAAGAGUCAA
Molecule: messenger RNA, 1807 nt
Organism: Cryptococcus amylolentus CBS 6039
Lineage: Eukaryota; Fungi; Basidiomycota; Tremellomycetes; Tremellales; Cryptococcaceae
Exons: 4
Coding region: 274-1056 (260 amino acids)
Source: RefSeq, a predicted model, not a curated record